Molecule: messenger RNA, 1293 nt
Organism: Lactuca saligna
Lineage: Eukaryota; Viridiplantae; Streptophyta; Magnoliopsida; Asterales; Asteraceae
Source: the annotation of a GenBank genome assembly
AUGGCUCAUAAUUUGAGGGCAAGUCUGAGAGGUGGGUAUGAGUUUGUAAAGCCCAAAGUAGUUGACUAUAAAAAUUUAAAGAGAGAUAUCAACAAGGUUAUUGGUUAUAAAGAUGCCCAAAUGAUAGUAAACACAAUGAAUGACCGUCGAGCUCAGUAUCCAAAUUACUCAUUUGAGUUUAAUUGUCAAGAUGAUGUUUUUGACUGUAUGUUUUGGGCUGAUGAAAUGGAGAAGGCAUAUUAUGCUGAAUUUGGUGAUGUUAUCUCGUUUGAUGCGACUUUCCGAACAAACAAUCAUGGGAAAGAACCAACACUUGUUUUAACUAAUCAAGAUGCUGCAAUAAAACAAGCUGUUGAGAAUGUGUUUCGUAAUUCAAAGCACCGAUUAUGUAUGUGGCAUAUAAUGAAAAAGUUGAAAAAAAAGAUAUCAGAUGAUUUAUUUACAAACACAGACUUUAGAAAAAGGUUUUCAAAGCUUGUUUGGGACAUUAAUAUGAAACCUGAUGUUUUUGAGGUGAAGUGGGGUUUGCUAAUGAAGGAAUUCAAUCUUGAAGACACAAGAUGGUUUAAAGACAUGUUUACAAUAAGUGAUUCAUGGAUACCUGGAUAUUUUAGUGAUAUUCCAAUGUGUGGUUUGAUGAAGACUACAUCGAGGACAGAGAGUAUGAAUUCAUUCUUUAAUACAUAUUCAGAAAGUGGGAACUUACUUUUGAAUUUCAUGAUGAAUUAUGACACUGCCAUUCAAAAGAAAAGGAAUACUCAACGAGAGCUUGAUAGGGCGUCAAAGAAAGCAUCAUAUAAAAUGCAAACACCUCGAGAAAUAGAACUGCAAGCAUCAAAUGUUUAUACAAAUGGUUGGGAAGCUUACAUUGUGCAGCACAACAACAGUAAAAGUGAUUUCAAAAAUGAAUUUAAGGUUGAAAUAAAAGCUGAAGAGAAAGAAAUAAAUUGUAGUUGUGAACAUUAUAAGUGUAUGGGUGUGUUAUGUAGACAUGCUUUUACAAUAAUGAUGAGAUGUGGUGUUAAAGAAAUUCCUGAAAGGUACAUUUUGAAGAGAUGGAGAAAGGAUGUGAUAUCAAGAAAUUAUCGUUUUAGUUCCGUUCAAUCCGAUUUAGGUGAUUGUGAGAAUGUAAAGCUAGUCAAUGAUUCAUAUUAUUGUUUUGAAUCAUGUUUAGAUAUUGUAAGAGAUGACAAAAAGAGUUUGGCUUUGUUUACUGAGAAACAACAAAUGUUGUUGAAGGAAUUUGAGAGUGAUUAUAUUUCUCCUGGAUUGAAAAGCAAGACAAAUGGUUAA